UGUGUAGAUGGGUGUGAGAGAAAAAUCUAUUGAAUCCAUUUUCAAUUCAGACUGUAACACAACAACAUGUGAACGUCAAGGGGUAGGGAGGAUGGUUCGUAAUAAUGGCUGGAACGGAGUCAAUGGAAUAGCAUCAAACACAUGGACACCAUGUGUUUAAUGUUUUUGAUACUAUCCCACCUAUUCCACGCCAGCCAUUACCACGAGCCCGUCCUCCCCAAUGAAGGUGCCACCAACCUCCUUUGCUGAACCCCAACAGUAUGUUACACACGUGUACGUGUGUAUGGCUAUACCUGCCGUGUCCGAUAGGCGGUGCUUUAGGGUUAUUAUGGUAAUAGGAGCGGGGCUGGAGGGAGAUGAGUAGUGACGUCAGCACCCAGGUCGCCAGUACAGUGAAACAAACAUGGCGACAGAAUGGAGCGGGCAGCAAGGCUACGUUCUGACUCUAAUCGUUUUCUUUUGGAGUGCAGUGGGGGGACGCACCGAGACAGCCACUUCGAGUGUCCGCAGUAGCGGGAGCCAGGUGCUCGGUAUGCGGCUGGAGAGGAGCGACAAACCGGCCUCGACCACUGACGAUGGGGUCAUCCAAUUAACGGAGGAGAGCACAGUGCAGCUCCGGUUCUACGGAGUGCAGCUCAACUCGGGCACCUGGGCUCAGAUACGCUUCACAGAACGAGGGGAUGGGAGCGAGGAUGGGGGAAACAAUAACAUUAUUGACGACACACCUAACAGCACUUGUGUUGAUUUCACAAAAGACUUCAGCAUCGCAAACUACAUGAACAUCAGUAGCCGGGGGACCACGGGGGUACUCAGCAUAAACAUUAAACCGCUUCGUAAGAGCGAGCCGCACAAGGAGUAUGGGCUGUGCAUCAGGAGUUUGGCUGAUGGCAGGUGGGCUCUGCUCGGGGAUAGCGACGGGAGACUGCGGGUGGUGGAGGGGGAAAAAACUCUCCUCCCCCUGUGGUUCCAGAUCAUCCUCAUUUGCUGUCUGUUGGUGCUGUCUGGCAUGUUCAGCGGGCUGAACCUGGGGCUCAUGGCUCUGGACCCCAUGGAGCUACGUAUAGUCCAGAGCUGUGGCUCAGAGAAGGAGAAGAAAUACGCCCGCAAAAUUGAGCCCAUCCGCAGCAAGGGGAACUACCUUCUCUGUUCUCUGUUGCUUGGUAACGUCCUGGUCAACACCACACUCACCAUCCUCCUGGAUGACCUGAUAGGCUCUGGGCUGGGCGCCGUGGUCGCCUCCACAGUGGGUAUUGUGAUUUUCGGUGAGAUAGUCCCCCAGGCGCUGUGUUCUCGCCACGGGCUGGCGGUGGGCGCCAACACCAUCCAGGUGACCAAGUUCUUCAUGUUGCUCACCUUCCCCCUCUCCUUCCCCGUCAGCAAGCUCCUAGACGUGCUCCUGGGCCAGGAGAUCGGCACUGUGUAUAACCGCGAGAAGCUGGUGGAGAUGCUCAGGGUGACAGAACCCUACAACGACCUGGUCAAAGAGGAGCUCAACAUGAUCCAAGGAGCGCUGGAACUCCGGAAUAAGACGGUGGAGAGCGUGAUGACUCCUCUGGCCCACUGCUUCAUGAUCCAGAACGACGCGGUCCUCGACUUCAACACCAUGUCAGAGAUCAUGGAGAGCGGCUACACACGUAUCCCCGUGUUCGACGACGAGCGCUCCAACAUCGUGGACAUCCUGUAUGUGAAGGACCUGGCGUUCGUGGACCCUGACGACUGCACCACCCUGAAGACCAUCACCAAGUUCUACAACCACCCGGUCCACUUUGUGUUCCACGACACACGGCUGGACUCCAUGCUGGAGGAGUUCAAGAAAGGUAAAUCUCACCUGGCCAUCGUUCAGAAAGUGAACAGCGAGGGGGAGGGGGAUCCCUUCUACGAGGUGCUGGGAUUGGUCACCUUGGAGGAUGUCAUCGAGGAGAUCAUCAAAUCAGAGAUCCUGGACGAGUCCGACCUUUAUACUGACAAUAGGAACAGAAAGAAGGUGGACCCUAACAAGAGAAUGCGUGACUUCUCUGCCUUUAAGCACACAGAGAACGAAUGCAGGGUGAAGAUCUCUCCUCAACUGAUGCUGGCUGCUCAUCGCUUCCUGGCUACAGAGGUGAGUCUGUUCAGUCCCAGUCAGGUCACUGAGAAGGUAUUACUGAGGAUUCUGAGGCACCCUGACGUCAUCCAGGAGAUCAAGUUCAACGACAGCGACAAGCGCUCUGCUCUGCACUACAUCUACCAGAGAGGCAAACCUGUCGACUUCUUCAUACUCAUUCUGCAGCUCCCAGGAGGUCACUGCUCUGCCUGGCUCUCCUGCACACCUCCCAGGAGGUCACUGUUCUGCCUGGCUCUCCUGCACAGCUCCCAGGAGGUCACUGUUCUGCCUGGCUCUCCUGCACAGCUCCCAGGAGGUCACUGUUCUGCCUGGCUCUCCUGCACACCUCUCAGGAGGUCACUGCUCUGCCUGGCUCUCCUGCACAGCUCCCAGGAGGUCACUGUUCUGCCUGGCUCUCCUGCACACCUCCCAGGAGGUCACUGCUCUGCCUGGCUCUCCUGCACAGCUCCCAGGAGGUCACUGUUCUGCCUGGCUCUCCUGCACACCUCCCAGGAGGUCACUGUUCUGCCUGGCUCUCCUGCACAGCUCCCAGGAGGUCACUGUUCUGCCUGGCUCUCCUGCACACCUCCCAGGAGGUCACUUCAGUCACUCCUCAAUCCUUUGAAGUGAUGCGAAGCCAGGACCCUUCACUUGUAACUAACCUCAACUAGAAACAAUGUUUACUCUCUCUCUUUCUGUCGUGGAGGAUAUGUUUGUUUUCAUCACACCAGAAGCUCCAUUCUCCCAUCUGUUAUUCAUCUGUGUUGCCUCUCUCAACGCUUUUUUUCCUACGGGGAAAACGAUAGCUAUACUAGGAGUAAAGUAAUACUUCUGCGAUUUUUGGAAAUGCUUACCCCCCCCUCAACAGGUAUGAUGGGAAGAAGAUCUGAGUUGUUAAUUGUUUAACCUGUAGCCAAGGCUUUAUAGCCUAUGUGGUUAAAUGGAGCUGGAAUUGGUUACAAUCUGCCACAAUAUCAAUGUUGCCAGCUAAUUUAUACGAAGCCACGUUGGACAAGACCUUCUGAAUGUGAACAUGAUGGAAGUUAGAGGUUGAGGUUAGAGGCCUAUAUUCAUUAUUUAAUAGAAAAAAAUGCACAGAUUUUACGUGACUAAAAUGUCUUUGACUAAAACUAGACUAAAAUUGUCCAGAGUUUUAGUCGACUGAUAAUAACUAAAACUAACGAAGGAUGAAAUGACUAAAAUGUGACUAAGACUAAAAGGUAUUUAAAGACUAAAAGGAAUAGCUGCCAAAAUGAACCCUGAGAGGGAUGUGUUGAGCCAGGGCACGUUGACAUUAAACCCUCAGUGUGAUGUGUUGAGCCAGGGCACAUUGACAUUAAACCCUCAGAGUGGGAUGUGUUGAGCCAGGGCACGUUGACAUUAAACCCUCAGUGGGAUGUGUUGAGCCAGGGCACGUUGACAUUAAACCCUCAUAGUGGGAUGUGUUGAGCCAGGGCACGUUGACAUUAAACCCUCAGAGUGGGAUGUGUUGAGCCAGGGCACGUUGACAUUAAACCCUCAGUGGGAUGUGUUGAGCCAGGGCACGUUGACAUUAAACCCUCAGAGUGGGAUGUGUUGAGCCAGGGCACGUUGACAUUAAACCCUCAGUGGGAUGUGUUGAGUCAGGGCACGUUGACAUUAAACCCUCAGUGGGAUGUGUUGAGUCAGGGCACGUUGACAUUAAACCCUCAGUGGGAUGUGUUGAGUCAGGGCACGUUGACAUUAAACCCUCAGUGGGAUGUGUUGAGCCAGGGCACGUUGGCAUUAAACCCUCAGUGGGAUGUGUUGAGCCAGGGCACGUUGACAUUAAACCCUCAGAGUGGGAUGUGUUGAGCCAGGGCACGUUGACAUUAAACCCUCAGUGGGAUGUGUUGAGCCAGGGCACGUUGACAU
Molecule: messenger RNA, 3976 nt
Organism: Oncorhynchus kisutch (coho salmon)
Lineage: Eukaryota; Metazoa; Chordata; Actinopteri; Salmoniformes; Salmonidae
Gene: cnnm4a
Product: metal transporter CNNM4
Exons: 5
Coding region: 404-2713 (769 amino acids)
Biological process (GO): magnesium ion transport; magnesium ion homeostasis
Cellular component (GO): plasma membrane
Molecular function (GO): magnesium ion transmembrane transporter activity; sodium ion transmembrane transporter activity
Source: RefSeq, a predicted model, not a curated record